UUGUGAUAAAUUUUAUAUUCAACUUAAUGAAUCUAUACAAAAAAUGAGAAAGAAUGUCUAUCUUUAAAAAAGAGUUAUAGAACUUUAUUUGUUACCCAAUCAAUCCAUUUAUUAGGAGUACUCAAAAGUUGAGUUAUGUUAAUUAUUUGGACCAAUGAAUACUCUGACAAACCGUUUCCACUUCCACAAACCACUAAUACAGAGAGCUAGAAGCUCACAUUCCAACACUCACUCACAAAACUAUCCAAAUUCAAUAUAAAUUUCUUAUUCUUAUUAUCUCAUUGACACAACAACAACAACAACAACAAACAAUUACUAUCCAUGAAGUCUUUUCAGAGUGCUUUCAACUCAUUCAUCCAAAAACUCUUUUCAGGUUGCUUUCUUUUCUCUACCAAACCAAACCCAAUUCUAAUUCUUGACCGCUUUUACUAUAACAAUAGCAACAACAUUUAUGCCCACCACCUAUUUCUUCUAGAUGUCAAAACAAAGCUUCUCAAAGAGCUUCAUGUUCCAAAAGUAACACAUUCUAACAUUAUGGGUUUUAAGAUCAUAGGUUCAUGUCAUGGUUUACUUUGUAUUGCUCAUUAUUCCUUACACCAAAACUCUACCCUUUUCAUUUGGAAUCCAGCCACAAAACAAACCAGAACAAUCAUUGAACAACAACAAGAAUCCUUGUUGUUGUUGCCACCAGAUUGUCUUAUAGGCUUUUACUUCAACAACCACAAUGAAAAAAGUCAUGAUUUUUAUGUAGUAAGGCUUCACUCUUUUGAAGAAACCAAGAGUGAUUCUCUUGGCAAAAUUUAUUCUAUUCGAGCUGAAAAGUACUCUCUGAGUGAUGGAUUGUGGAGAGAAAUAAAGGGCUGUGAUCAAAAUUUGAUUUUGAAAGGAAAUUUGUUUUGGACUGAGAAUUGUGUCACAGUUGAAGAAACUUUGUUUUGGGUGGCUAUUGAGGUAAGUGAAAAAGUUAGCCAUGAAAUGAUUAUCUCUUUUAAUUCAUGUAACAAUGUUAUUAGCAAGAUAGAGAUGCCCUUUUCUUCUAAGGAUUGUGCUGAAGUUUAUAAGAAACUUGCAGUGUAUAAGGAUUCUCUUUCUUUGGUUAUUUGCUCAGAAAGUAAAAAUAUGGAACAAUGGUUAGAUUUAUGGGUUUUAAGUGAUGAAUAUGAAGGCGUGGAGUGUUGGAAUAAGGUUCAAACUAUAGGUAUGUUUUCAAGAUUAGAGCGACCAGUUGGUGUUUGGAAAAAUGAAAUUCUUAUGGCCACAAAUAAAAUGAUACAUGGUGUUGGUGGAAUUGUAGCUUUGCUUCCAGAAGAUGAUAUUGGAGAUGAGUUUUCAUAUAACAUUUUAAAUUAUGAAGAGAGCUUCAUUCCUUUGGAUUAUGUGGAGGAAUCUGAUUACAUUGAAAGUGAAGGAUUUUUGUUGAUAUGAUAUGUUUAUUUAGAGCAACAUUGUUUUUUCGUGUUACACCUAAAUAGACCUAAUCUAUGAAACUUAGUUAAUUUUCACGUAAGUAUUAUUUGUGAAAGUGAAGGAUUUAUGUUGAUAUGAUAUGCUUGUUUAUGAGCAACACAAUGAUUGUAGUUGGAACUGAGGACUUUAGAUUGAAUAGUACUUUCUUGUUCAGUUUA
Messenger RNA from Cicer arietinum (chickpea), 1625 nucleotides. Its product is annotated as F-box protein At3g07870-like. Lineage: Eukaryota; Viridiplantae; Streptophyta; Magnoliopsida; Fabales; Fabaceae. The record is from RefSeq and is a predicted model, not a curated record.